AUGUGGUUCUGGUAUGGCAGUCUGCUUGUAGAAUGCAUAGUAGGAGUUUGUUUUUUCUUUUAUCUGGCAUGGAAUGUGGAUGGGAGCGAGAGAGAAUUUUUGAGAAAUCAAUCAUACCUUUUCAUGUUUCUCUGUAUUGCAAAUGUACCUAUUUUUGCCUACAUCUGCAACGGUAAUCUUCGAGCAUUGCAAACAAUAUUUUCGUCCUUCCAACUUAUGGGAAAAUUAGCAUUGUUUCUAUUUCUCCCUACCUUCUUGGCAACGACGGAACUUCAUAUUGGUUAUCGUGAUUAUGCUUUCUACAAAAAGAUGUUUCUUGGAAUGGUAUCGCAAGAUGUACCCUUAGGACUUGUGUACGCGGAAGUGAAACGACUCUCCUUGCUUUUUGAAGAUGCCAGCAUGCUGAAUCCGUUCAGUUACAAAUCUCCCACUAACAGUCAAACGAAUGUUGGGAUCACUCGAACGGACGCGAUAAGCUCGCAAAAUCCAGCGGCGACGAAUGCCUGA
This is a messenger RNA of Caenorhabditis briggsae, 507 nucleotides long. The record is from RefSeq and is a predicted model, not a curated record. Bases 1 to 507 code for a protein of 168 amino acids. Lineage: Eukaryota; Metazoa; Nematoda; Chromadorea; Rhabditida; Rhabditidae. The transcript is spliced from 3 exons.